Molecule: messenger RNA, 1319 nt
Organism: Drosophila melanogaster (fruit fly)
Lineage: Eukaryota; Metazoa; Arthropoda; Insecta; Diptera; Drosophilidae
Gene: wbl
Product: windbeutel
Exons: 2
Coding region: 431-1204 (257 amino acids)
Biological process (GO): protein secretion
Cellular component (GO): endoplasmic reticulum lumen; endoplasmic reticulum
Source: RefSeq, marked reviewed
AUUUCUACGUUUAAAAGCGACAGUCAAAAACGAGGCACACGCAUUAAGUACCAGGCAUUAUAUAAUAAAUCUCCCUACAAGUGUUACAAUAGACCCACAGCCAAAACAGCUGAACUAACAACAAGAGUUGGUCAACGAAAUAGCCGGUUUUGAGUGAGAGAGCCGCUUCUAUUCACUGACGUGUCAUUCAACUCGAUCGAGAAAUUGUGGAGACGAGAACUUCAGAGCAUUUCAGACUACCAGAGAGUCCAGAACUGAGUGAGUUGGCCAAAGCAGCCAAACAAUUUCAGCUGAGCGAAGCGUAAACUGGCCCAAAACUCGAACUCGAAUACAACUUUACCGCUCUUCUCGCGCUCGUUUUUAGCCAGUUUGCGCUGACAAACGGCAAGAGUAGGGUCAAGUUCAGAAGUCUCUGGUUUUUGCCACGAAGAUGAUGCAUAUUUUGGUGACUCUGCUCCUGGUCGCUAUCCACUCGAUACCCACCACCUGGGCCGUCACCUGCACGGGCUGCGUGGAUCUGGAUGAGCUGAGUUUCGAGAAGACGGUGGAACGAUUUCCCUACUCCGUAGUGAAAUUUGAUAUCGCAUAUCCGUAUGGGGAAAAGCAUGAGGCCUUUACCGCCUUCUCCAAAUCUGCCCACAAGGCAACUAAAGAUCUGCUAAUAGCCACCGUGGGUGUCAAGGACUAUGGAGAACUGGAGAACAAGGCCCUGGGCGACCGUUACAAAGUCGACGACAAGAACUUCCCGAGUAUCUUCCUGUUCAAGGGCAACGCUGAUGAGUACGUCCAGCUUCCUAGCCACGUCGACGUAACGCUGGACAAUCUGAAGGCUUUUGUCAGUGCCAACACACCUCUGUACAUCGGUCGUGAUGGCUGCAUCAAAGAGUUCAACGAAGUGCUCAAGAACUAUGCCAAUAUCCCCGAUGCAGAGCAACUGAAGCUUAUCGAAAAGCUGCAGGCCAAGCAGGAGCAGCUGACCGAUCCCGAGCAGCAGCAGAACGCCAGGGCCUAUCUGAUCUACAUGCGGAAGAUCCACGAGGUGGGCUACGAUUUCCUGGAGGAGGAGACCAAGCGACUCCUGCGCCUCAAGGCCGGCAAGGUCACCGAGGCCAAGAAGGAGGAGCUGCUGAGGAAACUGAACAUCCUGGAAGUCUUCAGGGUUCACAAGGUCACCAAGACAGCGCCGGAAAAGGAGGAACUGUGAACUUGUUAGAUCUUUAAACAAAAUUAUGAAUACUUUAUGAUAUUUAUAAAUGUCGGAUCUCGACAGAAACAUGUGAAUGUACAAUUUAUACGAAUUAUAAGUCUAUCAUCCAAAU